This is a messenger RNA of Ascochyta rabiei, 1365 nucleotides long. Its product is annotated as Carnosine N-methyltransferase. The transcript has 2 exons. The record is from RefSeq and is a predicted model, not a curated record. Gene Ontology annotation, molecular function: S-adenosylmethionine-dependent methyltransferase activity. NCBI's taxonomy places the organism in Eukaryota, Fungi, Ascomycota, Dothideomycetes, Pleosporales, Didymellaceae. Bases 1 to 1365 code for a protein of 454 amino acids.
AUGAAAUUGCUGAUCCCUUCCUGCCUGCUUCUUCUAGCAGGGUUCAGCACCCUUGCUGGUGCGACCGACGUGUCGAGCACAGCUGUCCCAACACCACUCACAGCUGAGAAAACCAUCACCAAAAAUGAAGCAGCAUAUGCGAGUAUUGACAACGAUGCCGCACAAGAUCCACUGCAAGUGGGCUCGAUGGCACCGAGCGAGUCGCCCAGACAUCGGCAAGAGAAGGCACACUUGAUGAAGCGGAUGGACCGCAAGUCUGGAAAAUGGGGAUCCACACAUCCACGGUAUCGAACACUCGAGGCUCUCUAUGGAUUCACGAAAUACCGAGAGCGCAACAUGGCAGAGCUGAAUAGGUGGCGUACCAUGUACAGUAACGUUGGGAAGAAGCAGAAGAAAAUGCUGGAAAAGGCCGUCAACUAUAAGAAGAAACUUGACGAUAUUGAGGAGCUCAUAUACACCAACGAGGUUCUCUGCAAAGCCAUCAUUGCCAACGCCAUGGCCUUCUACGGUAUCGAGCAGAAAGAACUGGACGAGCACAUCAAGGACGCCGUAAAGGCAAAGCGCGUCGCAGACCGCAUCUCCACGUCACAAACCCUCAAGCACUUUGUCCGCGACUGGGCCGACGAAGGCUCCAAAGAGCGCAACGACGCCUUCCCCUGCCUGCUCAGCACUCUCAACGCCCUAAAAGCAAACCCCCCCACCAACACACCGCUCAAAAUUCUGCUUCCCGGCUCCGGCGUCGGACGCCUGGGCACCGAAAUCGCCAACCUGGGCGGCUACUCGGUAACACUGAACGAAUGGUCCAUGUACAUGAACAUCGGGUACCGCUUCCUCUCGACCCUCUCCGCUCGCACCCCAGCAACCAUGCACCCCUUCAUCGACACGUUAAGCCACCAUGCCACAACCGCCUCCCUCCUGCGCCCCAUCGCCUUCCCCAACGCCCCGCCCAACCCGGCCGUUUUGCUCGUAGAAGGCGACUUCACCACCGCGUUCCGCGGCCACGAAUCCACAUUCGAUGUUGUGCUCACACACUUCUUCAUCGACACGGCGCGGAACCUAAUGGCCUACUUCGACACCAUCCACGCCCUCCUCGCGCCGGGCGGGCGCUGGAUCAACCUCGGCCCACUGCUGUACGGCACGGGUCCAUUUGUGCAGCUCAGCCUCGACGAGAUCGUCGCUGUGGUGGAGGGCAUGGGGUUUGAGUUUGAGGAUCUGGGGGAGGAGUGCGGGGUGUCUACGUUUCCGGAUGCAUUAGAAGGGGGACUGGGGCGGGUUCGGUGGAGCGAAGCCGAGUACGGAUUCGACAGCGAGGCGUUGACGCGGCACGCGUACCGAGCGCAGGCGUGGAGCGUGCGGAAACCAUGA